AUGGCUAGAAGAAAGAAGUCAAAUUUCACUGGGCCUGGACGAAAGUUAUUUUCGGACGAGGUUGUUCUUGACCAGAAUGAGGAUUACCAUCCAAGUGAAAGCGACACCUCCCCCUCUGAUCUCGACGAGAAUGAAGUAGUCAUUUCGGAUUGCGACGAAGAUGUAGAUGAAGGUGCGGAUGCCGAUCCUAGUGAGUCAGAGGGGGAAGAGGAAGAGGAAGAGGACGAUAAGGAAUCAGUCGAAGAAGUAGAAAGUGAUGAGGAAAUCGGUAAUGAUUAUGUUGAGGUUGUAGACAACGAAACGAAAAAGGUCACAAGAAAGAAGUCGAACAUUCCGGAACAAGUUCGAAGACAAAAACAAAAGGAAGGUGUUCUAAAGGACAACCGCUUUGAGCAAUCCGGAAAAAAUGGCAUGUUGAGAGCUGCGCGGGUAAUUAAGGAGCAUGAGGCGAAUAUUGGUAUGGCUUUCUCGGCUGUAGAUAUGUCAGAUGUUGGGAAGCGUUCGUUGAGUGCAAAAACACGGAAGAUCAAGUAUAAGGAGUGCGCGAAUGGCAUGUGGGAACCAACUGGAAAAAAGACAAAAAAAGGCAAAGACAUAUUUCGACUGAUCAAAAACCCUACCAACAAUGCACCUAUCAAACCCUGCGGAUGUCGUAUAUGUUUGAGGCGUGCGGACUUUCGAUCUUAUUCUCAACCAGAUAAGCCGCUGAAAUCCAAUAGAAGUGGGCUCAAACGAGGUUUCUUCAAGUAUGGAGAGGGCAAUGUAUUAGGCGGUGAGGGCGAUGAAAAAAGAGUCAAGACGGAAUGA
This is a messenger RNA of Botrytis fragariae, 807 nucleotides long. RefSeq lists its product as uncharacterized. Lineage: Eukaryota; Fungi; Ascomycota; Leotiomycetes; Helotiales; Sclerotiniaceae. The coding region runs from base 1 to 807 and encodes 268 amino acids. The transcript has 3 exons. The record is from RefSeq and is a predicted model, not a curated record.